AUGACUUCAAUACCUAAGUUAAUGUUUCUAUUGUUUACUUUUCUUAUAAGUGGAAGUGUAUCAAGAUCAAUAGAAGAUGAAAAUGAACCUUUUCUCACAAACCCUAAAUACGUUAAAUACGAUGAAUUAGAAAAAUUAUUUGAGAAUUUAGAAGCAAGGUACCCGGAACUUGCUAGAGUGUAUUCGAUUGGAAAGUCUGUUGAAGGCCGCCGCCUGCUAGUAAUCCAGAUUACUUCAGAUGUUAAAAAAGCUCACCCAGAACGGCCCUCGUUCAAAUAUGUUGGAAAUAUGCAUGGAGAUGAAUCUGUUGGUCGAGAAUUGGUUGUAUUCUUAUCCCAGUACUUACUGCACAAUUACGGCAAAGACGGCAGGGUCUCAAAAUUAGUAAAUGAAACUGAUAUUCAUCUGAUGCCGUCCCUUAAUCCUGAUGGGUUUGAAGCUAGUAAGGAAGGUUCUUGCGAAUCGCUGAACGAUUAUAAAGGCAGGAACAACGCGAAAGGUGUGGACUUAAAUCGUAACUUCCCGGACCAGUUUGAUAAGAACAAGUCUACGGAUGACGAGUACCUGUUCCGUGGAAGGCAGCCGGAGACCGUGGCGCUGAUGAAAUGGGUCAUGAAUAAGCAGUUUACCCUAUCAGCUAAUUUACAUGGUGGCGCUAUAGUCGCCAGCUAUCCAUACGAUUCCAGUUUCGACGAGAAACGCGACUGCUGCGUUGAAAGUCGUACUCCAGAUGAUAAGAUAUUUAAGCACUUAGCCGGCGUAUACGCGUCCAAUAACCCGGACAUGAAUCGCGGGAACGCAUGCGAACCUGAGAAAUUUAACGAUGGCCUCACAAAUGGAGCUUUUUGGUAUUCUGUUAAAGGUGGAAUGCAAGACUUCAAUUACCUCCAUUCGAACUGUUUUGAAGUGACCUUUGAGUUAUCAUGCUGCAAGUAUCCAUUCGCAAGUGAACUACCUCGGUUCUGGAGAAAUAAUAAGGAAUCUCUCUUGGCUUAUAUGGAGCAGGCCAACCUAGGAGUUAGGGGAUUUGUUGUUGAUGAAAACGGAAAGCCCAUACAGAACGCCCAAAUAACAGUGGAAGGUAUCGAUCAUAUAGUGAAGACGACAAAAGACGGCGCGUAUUGGCGUCUUUUAUUGCCUGGGGAAUAUAAUAUUACUGCUGUUGCUAGUGGGUACUCGACCACACCGCCACUUGCCAUUCACGUGGUACAAGAUCACCCGAUUAUCCUGAACUUGACCGUUCACCGUCGCCCGCGCACGCUCACUGACGUCGUUAGGAGAACGCGUCAAAUCAGCGCUCUAUCUUCAAUAGACUUCAUCCACCACAACUACGAAGCAAUGGAGACGUUGCUGAAGGAUCUAGCCGUCGAGUAUCCAGAUAUAACUCGGCUCACAAGCAUCGGAAAAUCUGUGAAGGGAAGGGAAUUGUAUGUCCUUGAGAUUACAAAAGAUCCCGGGCAUCACAUACCUGGCAAACCGGAAUUUAAGUACGUGGCAAAUAUGCAUGGUAACGAGGUGGUUGGUCGCGAAAUGUUGUUACUCUUAGCGAAGUACCUCUGUCAACAGUACAAUAGUGGAGACGAGCGAAUUCAAAAGUUACUUAACACAACGAGAGUGCAUCUGAUGCCGUCCAUGAAUCCUGAUGGUUAUGAGCAUUCUAGAACGCGUGAUUACAGCAGUCUUCGUGGGCGCAACAAUGGUAAUAAUGUAGACUUGAAUAGAAAUUUCCCGGACCAGUACGGUCCAACGCCGGAUAACGUUGACCCUCAACCAGAAACUUUAGCAGUAAUGAACUGGUCAUUGUCAAUACCAUUCGUGCUAUCCGCUAAUCUUCACGGUGGAUUCCUCGUGGCCAAUUAUCCAUACGAUGGAAACACUAAAAUGAAAGAUGGAAUUGAAAGUUUGACACCUGACAAUGAUGUUUUUGUUCAUUUGGCACAUGUAUAUUCGGAGGCGCAUCACAAAAUGCAUUUGGGUCUGCCUUGCAGAGGAAGUAUUGACAGAUUUCCUGAUGGAGUAACUAAUGGUGCUAAGUGGUAUACGUUGGCCGGUGGAAUGCAAGACUGGAACUAUUUACAUACAAACGAUAUGGAGAUUACAUUAGAACUUGGAUGUUAUAAGUUCCCUCCAGCAAGCGAUUUGCCAAGCUAUUGGGAUGAUAAUCGAGAGGCUCUUAUCAAAUUUAUUGAACAGGUUCACUACGGCGUUCACGGCUUCGUACACAGUCACAUAGGUAACGCGCUUGGCAACGUCACAAUCACAGUGUCCGGGAAUAGACACAAUGUCAAAACAGCCACUUCAGGCGAUUACUACCGUCUCUUGGUACCUGGGACAUAUAAUAUUACUGCUACUAAGGACGGAUAUGAGAGCGUAACAGAAAAAGUGACAGUACCAGUAAAUGGAUCAAUUAGUGUGAACUUUACUCUGAUGCCGGAUGAUCCCCAACAUUGGUCAUCUGCUUACGACUUCCGAGUCCUAGAAAAUAUAGUGGGUACCCGAUACCAUACACCUUUGGAGAUGUACGCGGCGUUAGCAGAGCUAGAGAAUAAAUUCCCAGAUAUAGCUGAGUUCCAAUCGGGAGACAGCCUUACAACUGCAACUUUACACGAACUAAAGAUUACUGAUGAUGCUGGUUCCCCAGAAGAAACAAAAUUCCAUAUUGCUUUAAUAAGCAACCUUUACGGCUCUCAGCCUCUUGGUCAAGAAAUGCUUCUAAACUUCGCUCGCCACAUAUCUACAGCCUACACUAUAGGUGAACCGGUUCAUAAACGAUUGCUCAAAAACGCUGUUUUUCGUUUUAUACCAAAUUUAGACCCCCUGUACGAAAAAGUUCUGAUGAAUUACAACGGGACAGAACAGUGUGAUUUAGAAAUUCUGGAAGAAGAAUUCGGAGAUAGCGUCUACAGUUAUAUAACAAAGAAAAACUUGAAUCCACUAUCGAAUUACACGAGGGAAAAAGCCUUUAUUGACCUCUUGGAGAGCGAGAAAUUCGACCUGGUACUGGAAUUAUCCUCCGGCACGGAAGACGUUGCGUUCCCAGAUUUUUCUAAGAAUAUUCACAGCCAGUUUGCCGCGAAAUAUCGAGAUAAUAGGGCUCAGGUAGAUAGAUACAAUUGUAAACCAAGGAAUAAUAUUGUCCAUGGAAAUCUAAUUGAUGUGCUGUUUGAGAGAUAUAAUACGCCGGUGAUAUCUGUGGGUCUCAGUUGCUGUAAGAUGCCGUCGAAUGAAGAUAUUGCAUGGAUAUGGAGAGAUAAUCUAAGAGGAAUUAUGAAGUUUGCCGAAAUUGCUAAUACUGGUGUGGUUGGCUACGUAAAGAAUGAAGAUGGUGGGCCAGUCAGGGGUGCUAGUCUGGCCAUAGCCGGCACCUCUCGUCAGUAUCGGGUAUCUCCAAAUCUCGCAAGAUAUCGGGCUUUAUUACCACCCGGGGAUUACCGUGUCAUUGUGCGAUGCCAUCCCUACCGUGACCAGAUACUGAAUUGGCGGGUUGUAGAAGGUGUUAUUAAACAGAACGACGUAAUAAUGAAGAGGGUAGACUCGGAAGGAAUACCGAACGCGCUCAAGCCAAUACAUAUUGAAAUUAAUCCCGAUCAAGUUUAUAUUACAGGUCUUGCGUUAGACUACAACAGCCAACCUCUAUCCACAGAGCUAAAAGUGUAUACUCUUGAUUCGAAGCGCCCUCUAGUAGCCAAUACGAGUGACGACAGCGGCCGUUUCGUAAUUUCACUGCCUGUUACAUACAUGGGAAAAGAAGUACGAAUUAUGGCUGAAAGUGACGGAUAUAUUACUCUUAGUCGACAUAUUAAGGUGAGCAGUAGUGAGAAUAUUACACCAAACAUAUUGUUCAAACUGGAGCCCGACAACAAAGUGCUGGGGAUGCCUCGACUUGUCUUUGUAAUGGUUUCAGGUAUAAUCGGCGUUGGUCUAGUAACGCUAGGCGCUUGGUGCUACAGAUGUAGAGAACAGUCACAGGACUCGAGGCGAGAAUACUUAUUCACACAGUUACCGGCUGACGAUAAAAAGCCGUUGUUUGAUGAUAAUGCUUAUGAUAUAGUCCGCAAGCCGUACUAUGAUGAAGAGGAGAUACCACUAUCAGAAACGGACUCUGAAGAUGAAGUGGUUCUACUGAGGUCUGACUCAGAAUGGAGACCAAUAGGAAAGGAGUAA
This is a messenger RNA of Pieris macdunnoughi, 4164 nucleotides long. NCBI's taxonomy places the organism in Eukaryota, Metazoa, Arthropoda, Insecta, Lepidoptera, Pieridae. The record is from the annotation of a GenBank genome assembly.